Lasiosphaeria miniovina is the source of this 2460-nucleotide messenger RNA. RefSeq lists its product as uncharacterized. The transcript has 2 exons. The record is from RefSeq and is a predicted model, not a curated record. The coding region runs from base 1 to 2460 and encodes 819 amino acids. NCBI's taxonomy places the organism in Eukaryota, Fungi, Ascomycota, Sordariomycetes, Sordariales, Lasiosphaeriaceae.
AUGUCUGAACACCAAGAGCCGCUGCCAUCGCCUCUGUCACCGUUCGGUACGUGCGUCUCUGGUCUGGAUGACGUAGAUAUCUCCGAUUACGGCGACGAUGUGCUAGGCUCACGUACUGAGCUUGGCACGUUUCCGACCCCCGGCCCAAGUCCUUCGCUUGCCUUCCGCCAGGUACAACACCAAGACCCCCUUCAUGUUCCCAAGUACACCGGUCAGGCUCGCAUUCGUGAUGGCAAAUCCAUCACCAGUUCCAGGCAGGGAGCAUCCGAGCUGUCGCAGGACAAUCUCCAAGUUGAGGGUCCACCGAGCCAGCAUUACUUCUCACUGCAGUCUAGUCGUUCGCCGUAUGGCCAAAAUCAUUCAUCUCCAGACGGGUGGUGGGAAUGGGUUUGGAGACUUCUCGACUCGCGCUGGAUGAUGUACGGGUUGUUGUUGCUCGGCAUCGCCUUUGCCACCUCGCAUCACGUCUUCUACGCCAGUCUGGCCGGCAAGCCGGUUGACGGCCAGCUCAUGAUGAUGAUGCGCAUCGGCAACUUGCUGGCAUACAUAUCCAAGUCCGCCAUGGUAUCGGCCAUUGUUUUCGCAUACCGACAGCAGAUCUGGGCCACGGUCAAGAGAAAAACACUCCAGCUCGGCACCAUCGACAGCCUUUUUGCAGCGGCAGAUGAUGUGACGGCGCUGGUAAAUUGGGAGUUUGCUACAAAGGCAAAGGUUGCCUUGUCUCUGGCAACAAUUAUAUGGCUCUUUCCCCUUACGGCAAUCUUGACCCCGGCAACACUCACCAUCGCGCCCUUGGCAGAGACGCAGGAUACCUUCUGCUCUUCAGUUCGAACUCUCAACUUUAAUGCCGAAAAGACGAAGAAUUGGAGGAAACAGACGCGCAUCAACAACUACCCUGGCAUUUCUCUAUCUCUGUGGAACUCUACUCUGCCCAGCUCGGACAAAGUCUUUGCGCCAUUCAACGACACAUUCUUUGACUACUGGACGGGCACCACCUGGCAAACAACAGUGUUGUCGACUCUGAGCACAUUCGCGAACAAGGUCGUUGCCAGAGAGAAUGCCUCCGUCGAGACUUGCGGUGCUAGUUGGAACUGCUCUUACACCAUCUCAUUCACGGGGCCCGGUUAUAAGUGCAGCCAAAUCAUAAGGGGCCGGGGGAACAGUAGCGAGAAGCUCGCCCGGAUGCGCGCGCCCUUCAAUACAGGGGACCUGAUCCCUGAUGGCGACUUCAGCUACAUUGGACACACAUCCCUUGGCGAGUAUUACUCCAACCAGAUUAACGCCAGCCAAGGGGGUGCUCCGACUACACCGCCUCCGUUUCCGAAACAUCUGGGAGCCUUUAGGACCGAACCCGUCUUGUGGAUUGGCCACUCGGACUUGGUUCAUGCGGACAAGCCCGCGCCAGACAGAUCCAAUUCAAGAUGGAACUCGUCCUUCACGCCCUCGAUUUUUCGAUGCGAACACUACGUCACAAAAUACAAGGUCCUCUUCAACCACACACUCUCUGAGCAAUUCACAACUGUACUCAGCAGGACUUAUCUGCGCCCUCUAGUAAACACGACCUUCUUGCCUGAUGUCAAGGCCGACGACGGUACCAGCGACACAACGGCUGCCACUCCCGAGUCGGGCUACAUCUACCCGCAGGACCUCAAAAGAUACCGCCUCACGGCCGCGUACCACUCCCUCGGCUAUCAGAUGCGCCUCAACCUCAACGGUUCAAUCAAAUUUGAUCCGCCAUAUAUUGUUGCCAACACCGAAUUGAUGAAGACGCAGCUCAUCAACAAGACGACCUACCUGGUUGUUCCCAACUUCUUAGACAAGAUCCAAACCCUGUACGAAAACAUUCUCCUGUCGCUCCUGGCUAACCCGCAGUUCAUCGUCGUGGCUUGGGCGUCGCAGCCCACGCAGCAGAGCGGCGUGGGCAACGCCAGCACGGCCGCGGACCCGCGGCUGCUGUACCCGUGCACCAAGACGCGCGUGGCCAACGCCUACGCAUACAACGCGCGCGACCUGUGGCUCGUCUACGGCCUGGCCAUUGUCCUGGCCCUCGUCAGCGUGACGCUCGGUACCGCCGCGCUGGCCCAGAACAACAACCACGUCCGCAACUCGCGUCUGUCGAGCAUCGUCGCCGCCACGCGCGCCCCCUGCCUCGAGGACCUGCCGUGGAAGUCGUCCAAGUGGGGAGAGCUGCCGCACGAGAUCCGCAAGACCCGCUUGGGCUACGGCUUGAUCACGGAUAACUUGAACAUCCCUGAUGCCAACGCGCCGCCCCCCUCCACCACCGGAGACCCUGCAGGAAGACCGCGGAGCAGCAGUGCAAGCGUUGAGUCGAGAGCAAAGUUGUAUUACGGCUUCGCCCCAGAGGGCAUCAUCAAGCGAGGCCAAAGUCCGGCGAUGGGGAAAGCCAGCGUCCUGUCGUUCAAAACCGAGAAAUUAGGCCGAAAGAGUCAGUGUUGCUAA